Molecule: messenger RNA, 8767 nt
Organism: Varroa destructor (honeybee mite)
Lineage: Eukaryota; Metazoa; Arthropoda; Arachnida; Mesostigmata; Varroidae
Biological process (GO): negative regulation of transcription by RNA polymerase II
Cellular component (GO): PRC1 complex; chromatin
Molecular function (GO): chromatin binding
Source: RefSeq, a predicted model, not a curated record
CACCGGGUUUGUGUGUCCGUCGGUCGAUCGAUUGUUCGCGGUUUCUCAAUCGGCGAGUUCGUUCUGUGGCGCGCUCUAGCCCGCCAAAUUGGCGGGACCACGUCGUGCCACAGCGAACCAAAAUCAAACAAACACACAAAAUGGCGGACAGCGACUCGGGCGAUGUUUUCGCCGCAGAAAAUAUCCAAAAGAAGCGAAUUCGAAAGGGACGCGUGGAGUACCUCGUUAAAUGGAAAGGAUGGGGACACAAGCACAACACAUGGGAGCCCGAAGAGAACAUUCUCGAUAUUCGGUUACUUGAGGCGUUCGAAGCCCAGCAAGCCAGGGACUCAAGGAGAGCCCAGAAGAGAAGACGGGAAGCGACUGCGAGCCAUCAACAGGAGGAGACUGAUAAUAACGAACAAGGAAGUAAAAGCAACUCCGAGGAUGAGCUCGCCAACACCGACAGACCCGGGCCCAGCCGGCAGAAUCGAAAACACACUGACCCAUCUCAACCAGGAUGCUCGAGGGACAGUCAAUACCUAGGAGAGCAUGGAGACAAGGAUUCGAAAGAAGUCACGAGCAAAGACGUGAAAGAGAAAGAUCGGAGAAGUCCGCUCCCAGGCAGACCUCUCAGUGCGUCAGGUUUUGUUGAAAGCCCCGCCGAGGCGGUUAAAGUAAACCAGAGAUGUGUUACCCCUUUGUCGAAGGAACACUUCAAAGACAUUUAUAAACCUCAUAAGCUGGAGCAUUCGACAAAGAAGAAUGAUAACCAUUCUCCUCCAUCGGCAUCGAAUCAUCAUCCACAUCAGGCCAAAUCUUCGACACACGCCGACGGCAGCAAAUCCUCCGGUAAAGACGCUGGCGCAAAGGUCACUUCGAGCAAUAGCAAGGACGACGCAUCAACAGGUUCCGGGGCGAAAGGGGCUAAGGACAGCGCCGGGUCUAGCGUCGGCGGCAGCAGUAGUAACAACAGCAAUUGUAACAGUUCUGCCAGCGUCGUUAGCUCCGGAUCCACCGGUGUCGGAGCUGCUAUUAGUAACAACAACCAGAAGGACAGGACAUCCUUUGGAAAGGACGCCAGCAGCACAUCAGGCCGGACACAUCAUGGCGUACAGCCGAAGAACAAAGACAUCGCGAAGGAGCCAACACAGCAACAGCCGACGGCGCAGCCACCCACGAGCAAAGAGCAGAAGCACGCCCGCGAAAAGGAGAAAGAUCGAGAUCGCGACAAGGAUCGAAGUACAACAUUAUCAACACAAUUGUCAUCAUCGUUAUCAUCAGCAUCAUUAACAGUAUCACUACCAUCGUCCGUAUCGACGAGCAGUGGGAAUAAUGCGUCUUCUACUAUAAGCGUCAAAGGGGUAGUAGCGUCAGCGGCAAAUGCUUCACGGGCUACUCAGGGUUCCUCCCUUUCAAAGGGCCUCAGCUCACCGGAUGCAAAACGAAUCAAGAUCGAGGUAGGAGGCGCGAAGAGCGAUGGACAUCACGGUCAUCACAAGUCCAGUUCGUCGUCGUCGUCGUCGUCGUCAUCGUCAUCGUCCUCAUCAUCAUCGUCGUCGUCGUCAUCGUCAUCGUCGUCGUCGUCAUCGUCGUCGUCAUCGUCAUCUUCUUCCUCUGCUUCGUCGUUGUUGGGCAGUUCUAUUACUGGCUCUGGUUCGGCAGUGGGCAUUUCGGCGGCAGCAACAUUGGACACCUUCGACAGACUGAAGGCGUCCGAUGACCUGCUCGACAAAAAGGAUUCCUCUCCCAUUUCGUUCGGAAGCCCAAGCAGCAAUGCUAGUGUCAGUGUGGGUGGAAGCGGGUCCCGGGCUAGCUUCCGCGAGAUCAGCGUUUCCUUAGCUGCCCCGGCCGACAAGCCGGGCAAGGUUGCGUCUGCACCUACAUCAGCGAUUUGUAGCAGCGGUAGCAGUAAUGCUAGUAGUAACAUCAAUAGCAGGUCUAGUGACUUGAAUGAAUCGAAGGCGACGACAGCAGCUGGUUCCAUUGGGGUACUGGACAAUAAUAGUAAGCUGUCGAACAAGGGAGGCCGCAGUUCGAGCACGUCAAUAGACUCGGGUGCGGUAAAGGUCUGGCCGAGCAAAGAUGACAGUCCAGCGGAUGUCAAUGCUGCUGGUGGAUUGGAGGCCGUCAAUGCCACGGAAACACGCAAAGAUCACUCUGUUGGUACGGCAGCGACGCAGUUAACGAAGUCAAUCAAGAACACGCAGUUAGUUGAUGGCAGUUCUCAGCCGAAGGUAAGACAGCUACAGGUACAGCUGCAGAGGCAUUCGACAGCGCCGACGACAACAACGACCAGUACAAUUUCAACGCCGUCGGUGGCCGUUGCGGUUUCACAGGGGGCAUCAAAGAGCGGGCACGUCGUGUCCCAACAGAUCCCUCAGCAAAACAAAAAAACGUUCACCGCAACAACUACGACACAGUCAACGACCAAGGCGCCGUGUUCGACCACCGCCUCGACUACAAUAACCACAUCCGCUUCGUCCGCGCCAGUCAAGCAGUCUUGUGGAACCCCAAGUGGCGUAGGAAACGCUGUGCAAGCCGCCAACUCGAAAGGGGUCAAGGCCAAUGCAAGUUCCAACGCCAAUUCAGUUUUGGCAGCUGCCACGGCGUCUCCAACCGAUGGUUCGAAGACUUCAACGUUCCCUCACAAGCAUUCGAUGCCUGCUGUUGCUCCUAAACCCUCCAUACCUCCAUCGAUGACGUUAACCUUUCGGCAUAUGGUCCAGCAUACGGAUCGAAGCGGACCAAACAAAAAAGGUCAACAACAGCAACCGCAGCAACAGCAACAGCAGCAGCAACAGCAGCAGCAGCAGCAGCAGCAGCACCAACAACAACAACAACAACAACAACAACAUCAUAAUCAACAGCAGCCGCAGCAGACGACGCAUUUGCAACCGCAGCCCGCGACGACGAUCAGUUCAACUGAGGCAAACGCCGCGCCACUUGGCAUGCGUACGACCAGUAAUAAUGGCCUCACAAGCAAGAUGUUUAUAGGUAAUCCCACCAGUGCCACGGUGUCGAAAGGUUCAACGAACUCGCCCUCCGUACCAGCAACAAGCCAACAGCAACAGCUGGGAGGUGCCGCCUUGAAAGGACAACAACAGCCAGCUCAGCAGCAGACUAUCCCCAUGAGCGGAAAACAGCAAACGGCACAGGUGGCCCUUGGCGUCAACGGCACUCCAGGCAGCCCAGGUACACAUUCUGGUGUUCCGGUAACGGUACAGUCGCAGCUAGAUCCGUUGGUUGCGGACGCUUUAAAAGGAACUGGUGCGCAAGUCUCUUCUGUCAAUUUAACGACGACGACGUCGACGACAACUACUACUGCAUCAAAUCGGUCGAGCGUGAAGAUGCUUUUAGCAGGAAAAAUCCCCGCCUCUGUCGCUGGCAGCGUACAGAAUUCGGCCUCGAGCCAACAGGGGUUGUCUGUUGUGUCACCUGCCGUUUCUCAAACACUGACUCAGGCGUCAGUUCAGACUGGAUCAGUCGUAUCUGCAGCGGGAAUGAGUUCUCCUCAGUCAGGUCACCCAGCUCAUAUUGCGGUAACCUCACAGUCCGCGCUUUCUGCUUCAACCGGUGCCAUUCCAGGCCAGCUGCAACAGCAGACGCAACAACAACAAACGCAUCAAGCUUUGCAGGCGCCCUCCGCGCCACCCCCAACCGUUAGCUCCCCUAUGACGCUCCUGGCGGGGGUGCAGCUACCGCCAGGUGUACAGUUAACCCAGAUUUCACCUGCCCCGUCGUUGUUACCCACAGUAACGUCGGUGGGUCAACAACCCACGCAUCAGCAACAGACUCCGGGAGCGCCUUUGUUAUCACAAGGAGCCGUUACACCUUUGACGUCUGGACACCUUGGCGCCUGCGCUACCAGCGCAAUGCUGUCUCAGGGAGCAGCUCAAACGGCAAAUGAUUUACAGCAACAGCAGCACCAGGCCCAACUUCAGCAACAAACACAACUUCACUCACAGCAGCAGCAGCAGCAGCAGCAACAGCAACACGGUUCGGCUCAAGGUGGUGAAAACACGAAUGUCACGUUGAAUGGAAGAGCUCCAUUUACUCCGCUGAUGAUCGGGGGUGGCCAGCUGGGUGCAGCAGGAGGACCGCUCACAUCUGCCGCUGCAGCAGCCGCCUCUAACCAUUCCGGAGCCCUGGGGGCGCUCCAACAGCUGCAGGCUCAGCAACAGCUUGCUGCUCAGGGGGGCUUGACGAGUCAGACGGCUCAGCAUCUGCAAGGACAGAUGGCCCAACAGAUUCAGGGACAUAUGGUGAUGGGCUUACACAGGCAGAAGGGAGCUAAUCAGCAACAAAUCACGACAAUUGCUCCAGGGACUGGCGCGUUUCUGAAGACUUCGAUUGGAACCGCACAGAUGGCGACGGCGCAGCAGCUACAGCCAAGGAUUGCACCUCAGACCGGUGCCGGUGUUAUGGGACCUGGAGGGAUUCAGGAUCCAAAAAAGGCAACAAGCGGGGGCAACCUUAUGGACAAACCAUUACAUAUGGCCGUUCCACCGGUAGCAGCUAGAUUAGCCCCCCCAACGGUACCGAUGUCGCCUGCCAUGCAGCAUCCAGGAGCACAUCAAAACCAGUCUCCUCAGACGCCAGAGCAUUUACAGCACGACCACGACAAAAAACCACAAGCCCAGGUAGUCUCGACAAACAAUAACCUUCUCACACAUGGGUCCACCCCACAGCACAUGGCCAUCGCUCGAUUAAACAACCAGUCCCUGGCACCCCAUCCUAUCCAACCACAACAGCAGCUCGGUAGUGGCCCCAACAGCGGAACGGCGCCUGGCCAACAACAACAACAGCAGCAGCAGCCGACACGUCCACAGCAGCCGACCCGGAAACGUAAACACAAAGAAGUGACCACUGUCCGUGAUAUGCUUGAACGUCAGCAGAGAGCGGCUCAACAGCAGUCGCCGCAACCAGUAGCUGCUCCUUCCUCUCAACAACAGCAACAGCAGCAGACGCACCCAUCUGCAACAGGUGGCAUUGCAGUUAGCCAACAACAAUCACAACAGCAACAGCAGCAGCAGCAGCAGCAGCAACAGCAGCAACAACAACAACAACAGCCAUCUCAACCUAGCCAGGGACAGCCGUUAGGACAUCCUUCUCAACUACCCGCAGCAACGCCACAUUCGGCCGCCUCACCAGCGACAGGUCAACAGUCCAAUCCUCUUCAUGCAUCUGGUCCUACGCCGGCGGUAACAGCCGUCACGAACGGUGGCUCAGCGGCUCUCGGUCCAGGACAGGUGGCCGCAGCAGGGGGGCUACCAUUAAACCCCGCUGUAGGACACCAUCAUCCAUCGGUCGGCGUGGGUGCAGGAGGAGGCCAACCAGCGCCUCCACCACCCCCAGGUCCUCCAGCGCCGUCUCAACCUCCGGCGUCAGCGACCAUCAAGUCAGCAAUAGCCAACUGGCAGCCGACGCCUCCAGCUCUUAUUAACAAGAUUCUCAUUACCGACGUCAAGGUGAACGCGGUCACGGUCACGGUUCGAGAAUGCAAGACUUCCCUUGGCUUCUUCAAGAGUCGGACAUGAACGGUGAAGAGAUGUGAUGCAGGUGUCAAGGAGAGAAAAAGAAAAACAUCGAUUAAAAGCUGACGCGAUAGAGUUAUACGCGUACUACGCUAUUCUCGGCGUGGGCGCGUUGGUCAUUGUUGGUUCUUGUCGUUAUUUGCCUAGGACCGAAGCUACGGCUCGGCUAUGGGCGGUGUAUAGUCAACAAUAAAAUAAGAGAUGGUGAUGCUGGUGACACACGUGGAGAGUUGUAUACAAUACCGCAGCCGAUGGACGUGUAGUGCAAAGUGAGUCGAGCGUACGUGAAGCGCACCUGCUCCUGCGUGGUCGCGACCCGCAUAUUCGCGGCGGGAUAACAAGGAGGAACUGCCGGCCGGAUUUGAACUUUGGACCUCAGAUGGCAGCCCCCUUGAGACUACCCGCCUUGUACAGUAUUUAUCAAGGUUGAAGACAGGGUACUCUGGUUAGCGACCUCGGCGUCCUUGGGCGCGUGUUGGGCUUGUGUGUCGGCUUUUUGGCGACGACAUCAAGAUUUUUUCAGUACACACACGUACACGGAAAUGCUUGACGUGAAGAGAAACACGAAUCAAGUCUCAAAAAAGAAUCGAACGAGGAGGAAUGCUCGCGGUGGUCGACUGCCUGACGCGACGAAUCGCCUUCGACACACAUCUGCUUGAUCGUGUGAAAGAAGUUAGGCUUCCACCAGCUGACACAAACGUCUUUGGCCAUUAUCUUGGAUCUGGCCAUUUCUUUCACCAGUGUCCGGAUUUCAGCUUCGUUAGAACGGGCAAGACACAGCCUUUUCUCUCUAUUUUGAGAAUCAGUGCUGCGUAACGAGUAAAGUGUAUGUGUGUCUGUUGUAAACCCACAAAUCUUCGGUAGAGCGACAACCUUGGUGUGACAGCCUUGGGAAGAUGCCUUUUGACGUACAUGUUGUUAGUGGGUGGUAAUGUGGUAAGUAUGCGGGAGUUACUAUCUUCGUUGACUUCGUUCAAGAGGUAAUUAAAAGCGAGCUCUGUUCGUCCGUAAUGUGUAUGUGCCUAUCGGCGUAGCGUCCCUUUAUUCAAAAGUUUUCAGCGCCUCAUUCUCGGUCACGUAUUGGUACCAGGGAAAAGCUGAGACGGUCGGUCGGUCGGUCGGAUGCGACUCAGACGCAGUGAGGACCACUAUCAAAAAAACUUCGGAUGAGUUCAGGUGCAAGUGGUGUGGGGGAAAAACCGCACUAUUGCAGCUCAUCGGAAGCUAAUCGAUCGUUUGGACGGCUGAAUAGCCAAAUAAAACGAUGUUGCGCCGCGUUUGUAGAUAUUGGCGAAACUCACACAACGGCGUAAUAAGUAAAGUGAUUCGAGACAAACAAUCUCGGUAAUUAGGACAUUGGUUUUUCUCUUGGUCUUCUUCCAAGCGAAAGGAAGAAACAUUGCGGAAAAACGGCGCUGGAAAUGAGCUAGCAUAUAAUAAGAUGGCAAAUCAUGGAGCACAUCAUCCCCUGUCGGACCAAUAAAAAGUAAACCUGUUCUCAUUGGCACUCACUGAAGCACACUGCAGUUAACUUGAAUUGACGAUGGCCUUUAAUAUAGGCAAAAAUAUAAUUCAUUCAUCUACCGUCACACACAUCCUAUGCAUAUUGGAUAGAUAAAUCAAAAGGACGAUUGAGUUUGAUCGGAGACUGCAGUUGCACGCUUUCAUUGAUGCACAUCAAUCCGGCAGACGAGUUGAAGUGAUCAUGUGACUGGAAAACAUAAUCACAUCCCAUCAAGAACACUGAGAAAUUUCGAAUCUACGGACACGUUCCUUAUUUGCGAUGGUAUUGAUCGAAGGACGCAGUCGUUUUUGUAAGGCCUGUACGCGGUCUGCGCACACUGGCCAAUCUUGCCGAAGCCUGUGAAUGUCGAUAACCUGAAGGCGGAACGGAGGUAGGGAAAACUGAGCAAAAAGCAGUGCGUUAGUUAUUCGGGCGAGGUUGAUGCAACGGAGUGUGGGUAUGACGGGACAGCGAACAAGGGACCUCCAAAUGACAAAAUUAGUCCUUUAACUGACCUCGACCACGUUCGGAGCGGCCUUCCCGUUGAAAGUUGAAAAGUCACCCUCAUUGUUAACAAUGCGCAGGUCGCCGAUCAAUGAAUUCUGGUUGGACGAUCUCGCUACCGUGUGAUGCGAUGCAUAGCAUUAUUAAUUAUUAUUAAUGUAGUAGAAAUAGUAAUGCAGAGUAAUAAUAAUAUGUAGAGGUAGAAAAUAUAUAUAUAUAUAUAUAUAGCGAGAGAGUGCGAAAGAUACGACGGAGAAACUGUGUAGUAAUAUUACUGAUGAUGAAAAUAACGAUUUUAAUGAUAAUACGAUUGAUUGAUGACCCUAGAUUAAGUGAGCUACCUCGCUUAUGCCGAGGCCGACUGAAUAUGCGCUGUAAAAUAACGUCUGCAGCAAAGGUGAACUGAAAUUGAGAUAGUGGUUCGAAACGUGUCCGGAUUGUAGCGUCCUAUUUCUCAUUCUAUCGAAGAAGAGAGUUUGAAAUGUGGAGGAUUUUUUUGCCAAUCCACUUUAUGAGGGUGGUCAAUGAAUGUCCACGAGAGUGAAACGGGGCUAAAGUGGAAUAUACUCGAGCGUCCAUCAACCGUUUUCUGCUCCACAGUCGGUGCCGCCUUCGAGCCUCAUUGGGGAAAUAGUAACAUGGAGGUUUACAGAUACGUCUGCUAGUACUAUAGUUGCUGCUGAGUUAUGAGAAUAUUUGCAAGAUAAUCGUUCGUAGCACGACGCAAGCGACACGUUUAUUCUUCACGUAUGCACUAUAUACACGACAACACUCACAAGGGAUCACUCGUAAGAAGGAAGUAGCUGACGAAACACUACGACGAAACACACUAUCACACACCACUAUGUAUGGUAAUGUAAGUACUACGGUGAACCGUUAUUAUUACUUUUGUAUCUUUUUGAUGGCUCGUGACGAAAACGAUCCGCAUUCGUUAGAUACUGCAAACAGUUCAAUGCGGGAGGUGUAACCGGGAAAAGAUGACUGUUACCUUCGCUGGAAAGCAGAUUUGAAAAAACUUCCUUUUUCAUAAUAUUAUUGCUUUGAUUGGAGCACGUAUGGCAUAGUGAAUCGGUUCAAGUUCACAGUUAACUUAAACAGAGAACUGGGAUACCUACUUUCCCUUUUGUGCGGACAGGAAAGGUAUCGAUAGUAGGAAAAAUCUAGAGCGUCUCAAAUUGCGCGCUACAAGGUUAGCUUCAAAUUUCUAGUCGAUGUGUGGCCUUUGUUUCGACUCCCACCCCCC